Molecule: messenger RNA, 1380 nt
Organism: Botrytis deweyae
Lineage: Eukaryota; Fungi; Ascomycota; Leotiomycetes; Helotiales; Sclerotiniaceae
Exons: 2
Coding region: 1-1380 (459 amino acids)
Source: RefSeq, a predicted model, not a curated record
AUGACAAAUUCAUGGUUUCCCUCGGGGAAAGAGGCUCGUGAAGGAUGGCGAUUAGAUAUCGUGUCACUCUUGGCAGUCAUAGGGGAAUCUGCCAUGGCUGAUCACUCGCAAACUAUGACCUCAUCUUGGAUGUGCAUGCUCCCUCGAAUCAUUCCCGCCCCACAAGUCCUCCUCAAAUCUUCGCGUCCCUCUCGAAUGCCACAAGUUAACGCUGCUGUGGUCGGUGUACAUAACGGAGUAUAUGUGCAAUCACUCAACUUCUUCCCAAACAUCAUACAUCCAAUAGAAGAGCUCAAGCCUUUCGAGUUCAAGGUCUUCGAGAUCGAGCAUAAAAAUGCCCCUCCUCCGGUGGUGACUCCACCUACACCCGCGAACAAGGAGAGGCAGGUUUUGGCUACUAGCAGUAUCGAAUCUUCAUUAGAGAGCGGCACAACGCCUCAACCUCGACGUCGUGAUACACUUAGAGCCAGAAUCACCCAUCGUGGAACCAAUGUCGACAACAAGAAACCCCACGUGCCAGCUAGAUUGUGGUCACCUCUCAACUGUCUUUCUCUAAUAUCAUUCUUCUUGACCAUUGGACUUUUUAUAUGGGCCGUGUUGACCCAUGACGGAACAGCAUGUGUUGCACUCUUUACUAUGUCCCUUGCCUCAUCAAUCGUUGGUUACGCAUCCUAUUGGUCACCCGCUCUCAUGAAUCGCAACAACAACGUCAAAGUUCUGUCGGGCGAUGUUGUGAUCCGCACCAGGGAAGGAGCAUUCAUCGUAGUUAAGUGCAAAGAAGAAGUUGCCCGAGAACUAUAUAACGGAACUGAGGAAUGCCAAUACUAUGUUAAGAAAGAUCCCUACCGAGUGCUUGUUGGCAUCGGUACUUGUCUACUCAUGGUUUCGGUCGUGCUCCUUGGAAAUUGUGAUUUCCAAAUGCAAAUCUCUAUUGGUGCGUCUUAUAUCGUUCUCAACGGUGCAUACUGGGGGGUAGCUUUGAUGAACAAAAGGAGAUUAUGGGAUCUGUCGAGCUAUAAAUGGGAGGAAAUUACGCCUGAAGAUGCGAAAGGAGCAAAUCUGGAGCAGAACGCGGACGAUGUUGAUGGAAGGCCUUCUUUCACUAGAACAUUAUGGUACGCGAUCCGAGAGACACAGAAAAUCGGAUGGGUGAAGACGAGUGGGGCUGCACCUUCGACAGCGAAGUGGGAGAAAUGGCUAAAAGAAGCAGAAAAAGCCGCUAUCGAGAAAACAGAGGGAUGGCGUGCUGUCCAUCGAAAAGAUGCAAUUGUUGGCGAAUCAGAUUCAGUGCCGCAAGCUGAAGCAGCAUUCAAAGAUACGGCUGUCGAACAUGCGCCUGCAGUCCAAGUUCCGAUGCAAGACCGGAACGAAAUUGAGUGA